UGAACAGGCAGUUUAUCACGGCACACACUGCUGCACAUCAUCACACACGGCGCUACACACACAGCCUCACCUCUUCAUCUCUGAGAGCAAAGCAGCAAAAAAGCAAAGAUGACAAAAAUUAACGGAUGUCUAAAAUGUGUCUUCAUUUUCUUCAACGUGCUCUACGCAGUCCUUGGCUGUGUGCUGAUCUACGGGGUGAUUAAAGCCACCAUCCUCAGCGCACAGCUGUCGGCGUUUGGAACACCGGGCUUGGGUUGGGGUUGGGUGUUCGCCAUCGGCAUGCUCGGCGUCUCCUGUCUGGGAAUCUAUGCAGCAGCCUCAGAGAAAACCCUCUUCCUCAAAAUAUUCGCAGGCUUCAUGGGUGUUGGAAUGGUUAUCAUGCUGAUCUUUGGCAUUGUUGUUGUGGUCCAAAGGAACAAGGUAAAGGAGGUAUUUGACAUGGCUACCAGGGAGUCAGUUCAGCCUUACCUUGAAAGUGAGGAACUGCGGACAAUGCUUAUUGAGCUACAAGGAGCUGCCCAGUGCUGUGGAAUAUCCGGCGCCUCAGACUGGGGUGAUAACAUCCCUCAAUCCUGCGAGUGCAACAAACAGUAUGGAUAUACUCUUCUAUCAGCUCCAUGCAAAGACAAACCUCUGGGAACAAGCGGCCCGAACAAAAUCUGGGGACAGAGCUGCAAAGACUUCAUCUUUUCAUAUCUAGAAUUGGCCUUCAAAAUCUUCAUGGGGUUCUGCUUUGGAUUUGCAGUCACUGCACUGCUGGGCCUUCUGAUCACCCUGCUGAUGAUCCAUCAGGUCAACCGUCACGAUGGCAUGGGAGGACCGACCAUCGCCAUGAAGGGCUACUGAAGCCUCCCUUCCCUGACCUUAAACCUCUGCACUGUAAAUGGAGGACUCUGUCGUCAGUAUAUGACAUCUUCUUCUUCACUUCUUUUUUAACAAUGUUUAUGCCCUUUAAGAGCGCAACGAGGAGAGGAGGCAGGAUGACGAUGAGGCAUUCAACGGGAAGAUUUAUUCUUCCCCUCGAGCUUUUUAUUGUAGAAAAUGUCGCAAACCUUUAGUUUCUGUGAGUCGUUCUAUCUCUUAUGUGUUAUGUGAUGUAGUUUUAUAGUCACCGUGUGUAACAGAGACAUAUUGUAGGGAAAAGGCAUCUUUAAAUACAUCUGACUGCAGCUCUUUUAACCCGAGGAGGUCCUUAGAGAUUCGAUAUUCACCAUGUACCAUUUUGCAGCAUACACUGGUUACACUUGUGCCACAGUGACUCCUGUAAUCUGAUUGCAAUUUGAUCUAAAAACAGCCUUUUCUGAAUGCUUUUACCCCGCGUUUCCACUUGUAAUGAAAAAAUUGAAGUCUGUAUAUCUGUAAAUAUAUGUAUGGUACCCCCUAGUGUCCAGCGCAAGAUUCUCAUCAUAACCUUUUGACAGAAGCCUAAUAGAAAGUACCCGUAGCCACGAGGAGAGGAUAACUAUGUCUGUUUUUCACCCUUCAGUUGUAUGGAAAAGGACUUAAGUUUCUCACCAAGAAUUCAGGAAGUAGUUUGCUUGCCAGGAACGUAGCAUGCAUUGUGAAAUACUGAUGGAAAAGCUAAGCUAAGAUAGCUCUCCUAGCCAUUCAAAUGCUAGUUUUUAUCUUAACAUGCCUCUAAUUCUUCAUUAAAUACAUGAAUAUGCAGUGCAUUCAGGAAAGUUUUCAGACCCCCCCUUUGAUUUUGCAGUUUUGUUAUUUGCAACCUGACGCUGCAGAGGAAAAAUUUUAUUUUUAUUCUCAUUAAUCUAUAAUCAAUACCCCAUCAGGACAAAGCAAAAACAGAAUUUUAGAAUUUUUUGCAAACGAAUUAAAAAUAACAAACUGAAAUAUUACUUUUGCAUAUGUAUUUGGACUUUUUGCAGUAUGACAUUUUUGCGAGAAGUGAAAGGGGUCUGAAUACUUUCUGAAGGCACUGUAUUUCCAACUGCCAUGUUGAUCUGCAUGCAUUUUUACUGAUGAAUUGCGCAAUAUUUCAUGUCACACUGAUCAGUACGUGGUGUUUAAGUGUAUUUUACCAGAAUAAUGGCACAGAAUCACAGCGUGGUACUGCUAGAUCAAUACGCUCCUUUUCAAUCAUCACUGGACACCAACAUCGGCAAAUCUACAUCAAAUAUAACAUGGUGGAAAUUUGCAAAGAUGGAUGUGAUGGAGAUUCUGAUAGGAAUGAAUGGACUUCCAGUUGACUUAUGUACAUAACCAUGAAAACAGUGGAAACAAAAGGUUAGUGUCCUUAAGAGAAAUGCAAAAUGAUAUGACAUGACAGACCCCGUUUAUAGCCAUGAACCUGCUAUUUAAUGCAAAAAUGCACAAGAAACCUGCUCUGUUUUGGUAUUUUCAGCCUUAAUUGUUGCCUUCUCGGGUUAAAAGAUUGAGUCAGGGGACCAUGUAAGCUAUCUUUGUAUGUAGAAAUCAUAAUGCCAUUGUGUGUCCUUGUAAAGCACUUAAGUAAUGUUAAAACAGUCUUUGCACUUCUGAUGUACAUUAAGAGACAGUUUCCAUGAAGUAGACAAAGGGGAACCACUGAAGGUUAAAAAGCUUCAGCUAUUCAAUAAAACUAUUGCAAGUUGCAGGAGUCGUCUUGCAGUUUGCUUUAACUCCCAGCUCACUGAGUCGUGCAGCUUGAACGUCAUCUUUUCUCAGCGCAGGACCACUAACCAGGCUGCUAUAUCUGAUCAUACCUUUAAAAGCCAUAAGGGAAAAAAUAAAAGACAGGAACUCUUGUAUUAUGAAAUCUGCACUUGUAUCAUUUCAGAAUAAACUGAAUUACCCAGAA
Messenger RNA from Cheilinus undulatus (humphead wrasse), 2797 nucleotides. RefSeq names its product tetraspanin-8-like. Lineage: Eukaryota; Metazoa; Chordata; Actinopteri; Labriformes; Labridae. The transcript has 9 exons. Gene Ontology annotation, cellular component: membrane. The record is from RefSeq and is a predicted model, not a curated record. Bases 109 to 846 code for a protein of 245 amino acids.